Eptesicus fuscus (big brown bat) is the source of this 4954-nucleotide messenger RNA. It is a transcript of the gene OCRL, whose product is annotated as OCRL inositol polyphosphate-5-phosphatase. The transcript is spliced from 23 exons. Gene Ontology annotation, cellular component: cytoplasm; membrane. Gene Ontology annotation, molecular function: inositol phosphate phosphatase activity; phosphatidylinositol-4,5-bisphosphate 5-phosphatase activity. Bases 112 to 2796 code for a protein of 894 amino acids. The record is from RefSeq and is a predicted model, not a curated record. Gene Ontology annotation, biological process: signal transduction; phosphatidylinositol dephosphorylation. Lineage: Eukaryota; Metazoa; Chordata; Mammalia; Chiroptera; Vespertilionidae.
AGCUUUCCCUAACCGACACGCAACAGAAGCGCGCGUGUAGGAGAACGCGGGAGGCAGUGUCGUCGGAUCCGCCCGCAGUCCGCAGCCCGGCCGAGUCUGGUGGCCGCCCGGAUGGAGCCGCCGCUUCCAGUGGGAGCCCAGCCCCUUGCAACUGUGGAGGGUGUGGAGAUCAAGGGUCUUGUCCUGGAGCCCUGCCACCUGACCCUAGCCCAGAGGAACGGACAAUAUGAGUUAAUAAUCCAGUUGCACGGGAAGGAACAGCAUGUUCAAGAUAUCAUUCCUAUAAAUAGCCACUUUAGAUGUGUUCAAGAAGCAGAAGAAAAUCUUUUGAUUGAUAUAGCUUCAAACAGUGGCUCCAGAAUUCGGAUUCAGGGGGACUGGACCAGAGAGCGCCGCUUUGAAAUCCCUAAUGAGGAACGCCGUUUGAAGUUCCUGUCAGAGGUCCUUGCUGCCCAAGAAGCACACUCACAACUUCUUGUUCCAGAACAAAAGGACUCAUCCAGCUGGUACCAGAAAUUAGACACUAAGGACCAACCUUCUGGUUUUUCAGGGAUUCUUGGAUUUGAGGAUAAUUUUUCAUCUAUGAAUUUGGAGAAGAAAAUAAAUUCACAAAGUCAGCCUAUUGGGAUUCACCGGGAACCUCCACCCCCACCCCCUUCAGUGAGCAGAAUGCUUCCACGUGACAAAGAAGCUUCUAACAAAGAACAGCCCAAAGUUACUGAUACCAUGCGGAAGCUCUUUGUACCAAAUAACCAGUCUGGGCAGCGGGAAGGUCUCAUCAAACAUAUCCUGGCAAAGCGAGAAAAAGAGUAUGUCAACAUUCAGACUUUCAGAUUUUUUGUUGGAACUUGGAAUGUGAAUGGCCAGUCUCCUGAUAGUGGGUUAGAACCUUGGCUGAACUGUGAUCCGGAUCCUCCUGAUAUCUAUUGCAUUGGAUUCCAAGAGCUGGACUUGAGCACAGAAGCCUUUUUCUACUUUGAAUCCAUCAAAGAACAAGAAUGGUCUAUGGCUGUGGAAAGGGCUUUGCAUUCCCAAGCCAAGUAUAAGAAAGUUCAACUAGUUCGCCUUGUUGGAAUGAUGCUCAUGAUAUUUGCCAAAAAGGAUCAGUGGCAAUAUAUCUGUGAUGUUGCUACAGAAACAGUUGGAACCGGAGUUAUGGGGAAAAUGGGAAACAAAGGUGGGGUAGCAGUGAGGUUUGUAUUUCACAACACUACAUUUUGCAUUGUCAAUUCCCACCUGGCUGCCCAUGUGGAAGACUUCGAGAGAAGGAAUCAAGAUUAUAAGGACAUCUGUGCACGAAUGAGUUUUGUGGUCCCAAAUCAGGCCCUCCCACAGCUGAACAUCAUGAAACAUGAUGUGGUCAUCUGGUUGGGAGAUUUGAACUAUAGACUUUGCAUGCCUGAUGCCAAUGAAGUGAAGAGUCUUAUUAGCAGGAAUGAUCUUCCGAGACUCCUGAAAUUUGACCAGCUAAAUAUUCAGCGCACACAGAAAAAGGCUUUUGCUGACUUCACUGAAGGGGAAAUCAGGUUUAUCCCCACUUAUAAGUAUGACUCCAAAACAGACCGAUGGGAUUCCAGUGGGAAAUGUCGGGUUCCAGCCUGGUGUGAUCGAAUUCUUUGGAGAGGAACAAAUGUUAAUCAGCUUCAUUACCGGAGUCACAUGGAACUAAAAACCAGUGACCACAAGCCUGUUAGCGCCCUCUUCCUUAUUGGGGUGAAGGUUGUUGAUGAACGGAGGUAUCGGAAAGUGUUUGAAGAUAGUGUACGCAUUAUGGACAGAAUGGAAAAUGAUUUCCUUCCUUCCUUAGAAAUCAGCAGGAGGGAGUUUGUGUUUACCAAUGUGAAGUUUCGGCAACUACAAAAGGAGAAGUUUCGUAUCACCAACAAUGGACAGGUUCCCUGUCAUUUUUCUUUCAUCCGAAAGCUUAAUGACAGCCAAUACUGCAAGCCAUGGCUUCGGGCUGAACCUUAUCAGGGCUACUUGGAGCCAAAUGAGACAGUAGACAUUUCCCUUGAUGUGUAUGUCAGCAAAGACUCUGUGACCAUCCUGAACUCAGGGGAAGAUAAAAUUGAAGAUAUUCUUGUCCUUCACCUGAAUGGAGGCAAAGAUUACUUUUUGACCAUCAGUGGAAAUUACCUCCCCAGUUGUUUUGGUACAUCCUUAGAGGCUUUGUGCCGAAUGAAAAGACCAAUCCGAGAAGUUCCUGUUACCAAACUCAUAGACUUGGAGAAAUCCCUUCUGCAGAUGGUUCCAUUGGAUGAAGGCACAAGUGAGAGACCCCUUCAGGUCCCCAAGGAGAUCUGGCUUCUGGUAGAUCACUUAUUCAGAUAUGCCUGUCACCAGGAGGACCUGUUCCAAACCCCUGGAAUGCAGGAAGAGUUACAGCAGAUCAUAGACUGCCUGGAUACCAGCCUUCCCGAGAAAAUACCUGGCAGUAAUCACUCUGUGGCUGAAGCUUUGCUCAUUUUCCUGGAAGCCCUGCCAGAGCCUGUCAUCUGUUAUGAGCUGUAUCAGCGAUGCCUUGACUCUGCUCAGGAUCCCCGGGUUUGCAGACAGGUGAUUUCCCAGCUUCCAAGAUGCCAUAGAAAUGUUUUCCGUUACUUGAUGGCAUUCCUUCGAGAACUCUUAAAAUUCUCUGAAUACAACAAUGUCAGUGCCAACAUGAUCGCUACUCUCUUCACAAGUCUUCUCCUAAGGCCUCCACCUAACUUGUUGGCAAGACAGACUGCAAGUGACCGCCAGCGUGCUAUCCAGUUCCUUUUGGGUUUCCUGUUGGGAGGCGAUGAAGACCAAUAAGCCCUUUCUCUUAACUACUCUCCAAGAUUCUAGAGGUGGAAGAUCUUGGACACCAAGUAUUUCAGAAUGAUUUGCAAAGUCAUGUAACAGGAAGGGUCUAUUGCAGAAUUUUGAGGCAUGAAAAAGGAAGAGUUUCCUAAUCCCUCCCUUGCCAUAUCCUACACAGUAAAAUACUAUUAGACUUAUAUUGCCAAGCCAAAGUUACCAUAUUUUGGUGUUUUUGUGUCCUCUCUUUAUAAGACAAAGAGUUCUGUAUUUACACUCCUUUACCUGGGGAUGUGUUUAUUGUCCCCUGCCCAGCUGUCAUGAUUGUCCUUAGCACCCUAGGCCUAGAUUCUGUGAUGUUCCUGUUCUAGGCCUACAAGCACUACUUGGUGUAGCUCAGACUUGUGUGUAGUCCUUCCUCUAAAGCACUUUUGCCCUACCAUCCCCACUUUGCCUCUUUGCACUCUACUAGUGCUAUCACAUCGAAGGAAGUCAGAGUGAGGCUAGUGACUCCUUGGGUGUCCCCAACAGUGAGUUAACGUUCUACAUGUUUUUGUUACAUGCAUUUGUGCAUUUCUACUACAGUGGUAUCCAUAUGUCUCUGUAACAUUGGCCUUUUCAUGGAUCUGCACUGGGUGGAACCAUAUUCUCUUGUCUCAGACCUCAUUUUGUAGCAGAACUUUAGAGACUAUUAGAAAUAACAUUCCAUUGAUGUGAGAGAAUCAGAGUGGGAACACUUUGAGUAUUCACAAGUGAAAACAUUCAUGUUUGACAGGUCCUGCUUCCUACCAUCCCUUCUCUUUUUCAAAUUUUACAUGAGAACUAUGGGACCCAUCUCCCACUUAGAAACACUUACACCACAUUAAAAAAGCUAGUCUGCACCUCAAGCAGGCCUUUUUAGAGAUAUUUCUCCUCCCCCACCCCAGAAAGAGUACUGAGGAUUGAGGAUAAUUCUGGGAACCCCCUUUCUAGUCUCCUGACGUACAAGGGGCCAGUGUCGCCCCAUCCCUCAUCAAGGCUGACUGCACUGUACAGCCAGCUCCCUUUGGCUCCCAGCCACUUUGUCCAGUACUGUUUAAGAGAGAUUGUGCAGUGAGGCCAGCUAAGCACCUUUCUCUGCCACUCAAGGCAACCCUCUGCGCUCUUCAUUUACUCAAGCUCUGUAGGGCAGCCUUUAAAAAAAAUGUAAUCUAUGUCGGUUGGCAAACCAGCCACUGACUGCAAAACUACCUUAUACAAUUGGCUUCCUCAUGGUUUUCUUUCAUUAAAACCACCCUGAGUUAACUUAUUCUUGCCUGUUACUAUUAAAUCCAAGGAGCCUAAUGGACAGGCAUUAUGUCCAGUGUUAGGCGUUGACUCCUAACUCUGGCACAUCAAAGGAGAGAGCCAAUCUCCAGUUCCAUCAUCUAAGUUGAGUUUUUUUGGGGAAAGAAAACAUAUCUUGUAAUAGACUGGUUAAACCCUUUUCCGUCUGGGAUUUAUGGUACUAGGAAUCAAAUUAUUGGUGCCAAAUAGCUACGGAUCUGAUAGAUUAAAGGCUAGGUGUUGAUGUAGUCAGUGGAAGAUGGUGAACAGAACACUUUUGUCAUCUCUACUAGGCCAGAAAGCGAUUAUAGGUGAGGCAUAUUAUAGAAGAUGGGCAAGGUCAUAACACAAAGAUAGAGCAGUGCCUGUCCUGGGAACUGUAUGCAACAUCCUAGCUCUUUCCUCAUAAGGCAAAUGCACUUAGUUCAUUGCCUCAGCCUUUUUUUCCAGCUCUGGUCCUGAGAUGUACACAUGGUUGAGAGUUUUAGACAAUCUCUAGGUAGGUGAGACAAGAAAUAGAGCAGACAUAAGAGAUCUGCCUCCCUACAGUGCCUCUAGCACCCCAACCUCUGAUUCCUAAGUACCUCCAAUGUACUAGUCCAUAACACCUCUGAAGUAAGUUCAGAUCUAACUGUUAGGGAAGGACUGCAUCUUUGGUUUUAGGGAAGAAACUGUUCAAACUUAUGUGGUAAUGUUGCAUUAGUCUCCCUUUCACUGUUUUCUGAUUCUUAUUCUGUAAUUGUUUGUUACAUUUCUCAAACAUGUUUUGGUCACUAAGCAAAGCUGCUAGUGGGAUUCUGUAUUUUGUGUCAUCUUUUUUUAUUAUAAUUUAUUGCAAAUUUUUUUCUGAAUAAAUAUAUGUUGUGUG